AUGUCUAGUACUAGCACUGGAACAUUGCCCGCUCUUACAAUCGACACAGAUGUCGGCGUUAAUCAUAACCCCGCUUGUCCGUUAAUUCCAAACCAACCAUCAAUCAUUCCAAAAUUUGAAUCAACGAGGAGGAAAAAAAGAAGUCGAAUCACUGCAAAGUUAUCACGAUUAAAAUCCAAGGGUAUUUCUAGUAGUUCAAGUACAGACGAACAAG
Messenger RNA from Racocetra persica, 214 nucleotides. The record is from the annotation of a GenBank genome assembly. NCBI's taxonomy places the organism in Eukaryota, Fungi, Glomeromycota, Glomeromycetes, Diversisporales, Gigasporaceae.